Molecule: messenger RNA, 2998 nt
Organism: Pelodiscus sinensis (Chinese soft-shelled turtle)
Lineage: Eukaryota; Metazoa; Chordata; Testudines; Trionychidae
Source: RefSeq, a predicted model, not a curated record
UGAAAUCAUUCAGAGUUGUAAGAAAGUCCUGGCAUCCUUGCAGAAAGGACACCCUACAUUUAAGCCAACACUUGCCAUUGUACAGGCAAGUGAUGAAGACUUGGUGCAAAAACUAAACCAGAAUUUUGCUGAAGAGAUUGGUCUGCACGUUGUUCAUAUUUGCCUCCCUCAGAGUAGUAGUGAAGAUGAGAUUGUUGGUGAAAUCUUGAGACUCAAUGAAGAUCCUAUGGUUCAUGGCAUUGCCCUUCACCUCUCUGAAAAUGCAUACAACAGCAAAGUAUUAAAUGCAGUAAAACCAGAGAAAGAUGUAGAUGGAGUAUCAGAUGUAAACCUGGGACGGUUGGUGCGUGGAGAUACUUACAACUGUUCAGUUUUUCCUACUGCCAGUGCUGUGAUUGAGCUUCUUGAAAAACUAGUUAAAACUAUAGAUGGAAAGAAGGUGUUACUGGUAGGAGCUUGUGGGCCACUGGAAGCCUCUUUGCAGUGCCUCCUUCAGAGAAAAGGUGCCAUGACUAUGAGCUGCCAGUGGAAAACACAGCAACUUCAGAGCAAGCUUCAUCAGGCAGAUGUGGUGGUUGUAGGCAGUACCAAGCCUAAAGAGAUUCCAGUAAGUUGGAUAAGACCAGGAACAACCAUUGUCAAUUGUUAUCUUGACUUUUUAUCAGGGGAAUAUGGAUAUGGUCAAGAUUUAAAGUACAGUAACCAGGCUGCUAUAGAGGCUGUAGGUCCUCUGACAAUAGCAAUGCGGAUGCAGAACAUGGUUAAAACCAGUGAGAGAUGGAUCCAGUCUCAGCAAUACAGGCAGUGGAACCUCCAUUGCUUAAAACUUCAGCCCCUCUCUCCAGUGCCAAGUGAUAUUGAGAUUUCCCGAGGACAGAGUCCAAAAGCUGUUGACGUACUUGCCAAGGAGAUAGGAUUGCUUGCAGAUGAAAUUGAAAUCUAUGGCCAAACCAAAGCCAAAGUACGUUUGUCCCUGCUGGAAAGGUUAAAGGAUCAACCAGAUGGAAAAUAUGUUCUAGUUGCUGGGAUAACGCCUACACCCCUAGGAGAGGGGAAAAGCACUGUCACAAUUGGUCUAGUUCAAGCUUUAACUGCACAUCUUAAUGUGAAUUCUUUUGCAUGUCUGAGACAACCUUCCCAGGGACCUACUUUUGGAGUUAAAGGUGGGGCAGCUGGCGGUGGAUAUGCUCAAGUCAUUCCAAUGGAAGAGUUCAACCUUCAUUUGACUGGAGAUAUCCAUGCUAUUACUGCAGCUAAUAAUUUGCUUGCUGCUGCUAUUGAUGCAAGGAUCUUGCAUGAAGGCACUCAGUCUGAUAAGGCUUUAUAUAAUAGGCUGGUUCCAGUAGUUAAUGGUGUGAGAGAAUUUUCUUCUAUUCAGCUUUCCCGCUUGAAAAUGAUGAGGAUAAACAAGAUCAAUCCAGACACUUUAACAGAAGAUGAGAUUAGUAAAUUUGUACGCCUCAAUAUUGACCCAUCUACCAUAACAUGGCAAAGAGUAUUGGAUACUAAUGACCGAUUCCUACGAAAAAUUACAAUUGGACAGGCAAAUACUGAGAAGGGAUUUUUUCGACAGGCUCAGUUUGACAUUGCUGUUGCCAGUGAAAUCAUGGCAAUUUUAGCACUGACCACAAGCCUUUCAGAUAUGAAAGAGAGACUGGGGAAAAUGGUGGUGGCUAAUGACAAAAAUGGACACCCAGUGACAGCAGAAGAUUUGGGAGUAACGGGUGCUUUGGCAGUUUUGAUGAAGGAUGCAAUUAAACCAACCCUAAUGCAGACUUUAGAGGGGACUCCAGUAUUUGUGCACGCUGGACCCUUUGCUAAUAUUGCACAUGGGAACUCUUCAGUUUUGGCAGACAAGAUUGCCCUUAAGCUGGUUGGAGAAAGAGGAUUUGUGGUAACUGAAGCUGGGUUUGGUGCUGACAUCGGGAUGGAGAAAUUCUUCAACAUCAAAUGCAGAGCAUCUGGCUUAGUUCCCAGCGUAGUUGUGCUUGUUGCUACAGUGAGAGCUUUGAAAAUGCACGGAGGAGGGCCAAAUGUAACUGCUGGUGCCCCUCUUAAGAGAGAAUAUACAGAAGAGAAUCUCCAGCUGGUUUCUGAUGGCUGCUGUAAUCUACAGAAACAGAUUCAGAUUGCUCAACUCUUUGGAGUUCCUGUUGUGGUUGCUUUAAAUGUCUUCAAAACUGACUCCCAUGCUGAAGUUGAUUUAGUCUGUGAGAUUGCAAAAGAAGCUGGAGCAUUUGAUGCAGUGCCCUGCAAUCACUGGUCAGCUGGUGGCAGAGGAGCUGUGGAAUUGGCUCAGGCUGUGAGAAGAGCUGCCAGUCAGGAAAACAGCUUCAAAUAUCUGUAUAAUUUGGAGCUUCCUAUUAUUGAAAAAAUAAGGAUUAUUGCUCAGAAGGUUUAUGGCGCUGAUGAUAUAGAAUUGUCUCCUGCAGCGCAAUCUCAAAUCAACCGUUACAGCCAACAGGGUUUUGGAAAUCUGCCAAUUUGUAUGGCAAAAACUCAUCUGUCCCUCUCCCACCAGCCUGAAAGGAAAGGAGUUCCAACUGGCUUCAUUCUGCCUAUUAGUGAUGUGCGGGCCAGCAUCGGAGCUGGGUUCAUCUAUCCAUUAGUAGGAACGAUGAGCACCAUGCCAGGACUUCCUACAAGGCCUUGCUUCUAUGACAUUGACCUUGACCCGGUUACAGAGCAAGUAAAAGGCUUGUUUUGAGAGAUGUGCCAAGUUCAGAAUUCUGAAAAUACAAACUGCUACUUCACUAUUUCCUGCAGUAGGAGAAAAGAGUUAAUAUGAAGCAUUUCUGUUAUGUAUUGCUGGAGGGAUAUAUCAAGAUAGACCAAAGAGCAAAAAUCUACUCUUCCUUCAGCCUGUUUGUAUGAAAAAAAAAUUGUUACAAACUAAUUUAUUCUUGAUUCAGUGCAGAGAAAUCUUCUGCUGCACUUACUAUUGCUUGCUAUUGCUUGCAUUUCUGAAUUUUUUUUUUGUUGAUAAAAUGGUGUGAAC